Suillus subaureus is the source of this 764-nucleotide messenger RNA. RefSeq names its product Erg28 like protein-domain-containing protein. Gene Ontology annotation, cellular component: endoplasmic reticulum; membrane. NCBI's taxonomy places the organism in Eukaryota, Fungi, Basidiomycota, Agaricomycetes, Boletales, Suillaceae. Gene Ontology annotation, molecular function: protein-macromolecule adaptor activity. The transcript is spliced from 5 exons. The coding region runs from base 54 to 482 and encodes 142 amino acids. The record is from RefSeq and is a predicted model, not a curated record.
UAUGGCAUCACCCCGUUCAACAAGUUUCAACCAUACUAGCACUACUAGCUAAGAUGGCUACUCAGAGUCAGAUACUGUUGGACUACCUGCCCAAGUCUGAAGGCCUUUUGCCUAAAUGGCAACUCAUAGUCGCCACAAUGGCUGUGUUCAACACUAUUCAGAACUUUACGACACUAAAGUUGACCCGCAGGCUCUAUGCUGGCGUUCCGUCUGCCUCAAUAACAACACUUCAGGCACGAACGUUUGCAGUUUGGACAUUAACAUCAGCGGUCAUACGGGGAUAUGCUGCGUACAAUAUCAAUAACAAAACGAUUUAUGAUAUGGCUCUCCUCACGUACCUCAUCGCAUUUGGGCACUUCACCUCUGAGAUUUGCUUCUUCCGCACAGCUAAAAUCAAUCUACCUGUCCUGAGCCCUGUGAUUGUCUCCACUGCAUCACUGAUUUGGAUGUUGAGACAGUAUGAUUUCUAUGUCACACCUUGAUCUAACUAUAUAUGACAAACGCCGAAGUUCAUGUCGAUUGCCACGUUUGUUCCCUUGAGGAAGCGCACGUUGCAAAUUCCAUUGUUGCGCAGACCAAUAAAUCCCGUGACAAUCAGUCAAUGAAGCUUGAAGUACAAUAAUUCGCCAUCGUUCCGAGCAGGACCCUGAUAAUCCCUACCGAGGACUGCCCUGGCAGCAGACCUAAUUCAGGAGUGGACAGUUUGGGGGUGAUCCGGAGGUGGAUGCUGGGGAGACAUAGCCGCAACCCCCCCCCCCCCCCCC